UUGUGAGGGGGGUGGUUACCCUUGAUAGCAGGUCUAGUGACGCCCCUGUUUGGUACCUGUAACUGGCUAAAGAACAUUUAAUGCAAGCUUGUAUCGGUUGUUAAAGAGUUAAGUAGAGAGCGCGAGUACUUUUGCCAGUCCUGCUGGUUGCGCGCAGGAGACAUUCCUGGUGCCUGCUCCAACAUGUGGGGCGACCCUCGCAGCGUCAUGUCAGCUGUACGCUCCCCGCUGAGAAGCCGCUCGGCUGGGAAGUUUCUCUGAAGUGAGUCAACACGAAGAGAGGACGCCACCCAGUCAGCCGGUCACAGCAGCCACUGGAUCUCGUAGUUUGGACUUGUCCACGCUUUUCAAAACGAGCUGUUCUUCCACAAGCUGCGGGGGAUUUUUUUUUACGCUUCCCCAACGCCGUCAGGGAUGGUUUGCGUCCCUUUGACGCGGCGUCUUUUUUUUCCUCUUUGGAAUUAACGUGAGGACAUGAAGGUGACUGUGUGUUUCGGACGGACGCGGGUGGUUGUCCCGUGCGGGGAUGGAAAUAUGAAAGUCACCAGCCUCGUCGAACAAGCGGCCAUGAGGUACAAAAGGGCCAUCGCGAAGGACCCCAGCUAUUGGGUCCAGGUCUAUAGGUUAGAACACCGGGAUGGCGGAAUCCUUGACCUGGAUGAUGUCCUCAGGGAUGUGGCCGAAGACAAAGACAGGUUGGUGGCUGUAUAUGAAGAGCAAGAUCCUCACAAUGGUGGUGACGGUACAAGCGCUAGCUCGACAGGCACUCAGAGUCCCGAACCGUUUGCUGGCGAGCUGCGGUCAACGUCAUCCUUCCAGCCCUACCAAGCCAACAGCGAGAUUGAGGUCACCCCAUCGGCUUUGAGAUCAAACAUGCCUCUCCAUGUCCGUCGCAGUAGUGAUCCUACCCAGGUUGGACUUCCAGCUGGAGAAAUCCCGCUUGGUGAAGAAGAACCCUCUAGAAAGGACCCAAGUCGCUGGACCACAACUGCUGGUUUCCAAAAGUAUAACCACAAGCCACACCCGAACCCUGGUACCAACAGCCUUGAACGAAAGGGCAGAGGUGGCCAUGCCUACCGGAGUCUUCCACGAGAUGCCAGUGGCCGAACCGCUCAGUUUCAAAGAGAGAUGACCAGAUCCUCCCUAAGUGCAAAUCACCCAUUGGUGGACCGUUGGCUUGAUCGACAAGAACAGGAGGAGGAAGAGGCAAGGCAAACGCAUGACCAAAGAAUUGAAAGGAUAGAGCCAGUGGGGAGAGCUGACUCCGCAUUGGACCAUUCACCUGUGUUAAGUCUCGAAGCCAUGCUCAAGCCGGUUGAAGUGUCCAAUAAAGGAGGACCGCUGGGGAUCCACAUAGUGCCAUUCAGUUCGCAAGAUGUCAGAACCCAGGGCUUGCUCGUCAAGCGUCUGGAGCGUGGAGGCAAGGCAGAGCAGGAGCAUCUCUUCCAAGAGAAUGAUUGCAUUGUCAGAAUCAACCAGGGAGAUAUACGUCAUCUUCGCUUCGAACAAGCCCAGAACAUUUUUAGGCAGGCGAUGGCUUCCUCCCUCAUCCUCUUUCAUGUGGUCCCGGCCGCCAUGAAAAGGCAAUACGAGAUACUUGCGGGCAAGAGUGAACUCAGCUCACCUCAUUCCAGCAGAGUCCGCUUCAGCCAAGGCUCUCUGCAUUCGGGUGACAGGACUAGCCUCGUAGUGGGGCGAACCUCCAGGUCUGUGACACAUCUCGGUCUAUUUUACUGGAACACCGUUGAAAAAACAAAACAAAACAAAAAAGUGAACCCGUUUGCCCCUUUUUGUAGUCAACGGGGGUCCCUGGCAGGGAGCACUCCGGAGCCAAGACGGAGAUAUGCCACGCCGGCGCAAUCAUUAAUCUCGAGUACCUCUUCCACCUCAUCCACCUCCCUGCAGCGCAAAAUAAGCACAACACAGUCCAGCAGCUCCUAUGUUAAACGCAAAGGCCGCAGAUUCAACGUCCAGCUGAAGAAAGGUCCAGAAGGUCUUGGGUUCAGCAUUACCUCCAGAGAUGUCCCUGUUGGUGGCAGUGCCCCGAUUUACGUAAAAAAUAUUCUCCCACAAGGGGCCGCCAUCCAGGACGGGAGACUAAAAGCCGGAGACCGUCUUCUGGAGGUGGGUGGUGUCGACUUGAACGACAAGACUCAAGAAGAGGUGGUGGCUUUGCUCCGAGCUGCACCUUCGGGUGGCACCGUGAACCUGUUAGCUAGUCGCCCGGAGGACCCUCUGCUGCCUCGAGAAGUGCAGCUAGGGAAUGACGACCUGGUGUUGACCCCCGAUGGUAUACGGGAGUUCCUGACCUUUGAGAUCCCACUCAAUGACUCUGGUUCAGCGGGCCUGGGGGUCAGCGUCAAAGGUAACAGGUCCAAGGAGAACCACGCCGACUUGGGCAUAUUUGUCAAAUCCAUCAUCAAUGGAGGUGCUGCCAGCAAGGAUGGGCGUCUGCGCAUAAAUGACCAACUCAUCGCAGUCAAUGGAGAGUCACUGCUUGAGAAUAGCAAUCAGGAAGCCAUGGAAACGCUACGCAAAUCCAUGUCAGUCGAAGGCAACAAACGAGGGAUGAUCCAGCUCAUCGUAGCCCGGCGGGUGGCCCAAAACACAGAGGAGGUCCCUGGCAGCCCACCUAUCCCGGGCCAUCCUGGAAACCCUUCCAGCCAUCAAGAAAAACACGAGCGCCGUAUCUCCCACUCCCUGUAUGAAAGCAUUGACGGUUUUGAGAAAACCUCCACACCACGAGCAAAUUCAAUUGGACGGAUUGGUAAAUACCAGCUGUCUCCGACUGUGAACAUGCCACAGGAUGACAUUGUGUUGAUCGAGGACGACAGGCCACCGCUGCUUCCCGUCCACUUCUCGGACCAGUCAUCUUCAAGCUCGCACGAUGACUUGGGAUUUGUGGGAGAGAACCCGAUACCGUGGAUUCAUGAGCUGCCAAGUCCGAAUGACUGCUCAUUGAGCCCCGAUGCGGAUCCGGAUGGUUCGUUUCAAAGGGAGGGCUUCGCCCGGCAGAGUAUGUCAGAAAAGCGCACCAAGCAGUAUGAAAAUGCUGCUCAGUUGGAGAUCAUCAAGUCACGCAAGUCCAAGAGCAUGGAUCUGGCAGCCGAUGAGAUUAACAGCAGUGCAAGAACCAGUGGAGGUCAAAAUGUCGGACCCUCGCUGGGCCUCAAAAAGUCCAGUUCCCUUGAAAGCCUCCACACAGCCCUGGCUGCAGCAACACGCAAUGGUGAGAUCAAUGUGAACAGGCCACGUUCUCGAAUCAUCAGGGGCCGAGGGUGCAAUGAAAGUUUCAGAGCGGCAAUCGACAAGUCGUACGACAAACCAGCCAGCAAUGCACCGGAAGAAGAAAACAGCAUAGAUAUUUUGGACGAAGACACAGAGGGAAGCUCCCGAUCAGGUCAGGAUUCAAUGUCUGCCAGUGGUGAACUCUUCCUUGGCCCCGCUGUCAAUGGCAACAUCUCCAAAGAUGACACGCCGAAACAUCUGGAAAAGGUGGAAAGGAAGAAGUCCGAUCGGGAAAAAGAGAAGGAGAAAGACAAGGACAAAAACAAAGCAAAGAAAGGUGUGCUGAAGGGGCUCGGCGAGAUGUUCAGGUUUGGGAAGCAGCGCGGUAAUGAACAGCCAGCAGACAGAGUGGAAAGGAGGGCCUCCAGUAAAUCUAAAGCUGAAGAUGUGCACGCCUCUGAGGAGGACACUCAGCGUAUGAGGCUUGAACAAGAGAGAAUACAGGCCAAGAAGCGUGAGCUCCGGGAGAAGCAGGCAAAGGAGCGGGAAUACGCCGAAAUCCAAGAUAUCAUCGGCCACUCCGCGUUGAGUUCGGACGAAGAGCACACCUACGCUGGCAUCGGAUCUUGGGACUCGUCCGCGGACGGCAGCAGCUUAGACCCUUACGGCAGUGUCCACCAGUACCAUCUCCCUCUGGGUCCGCAGAACCCUCAUCCUUCUUCCAAUCUUCCAAACAACAACCCACCUCUUGAGGCGCUCUAUGCUCAGGUCAACAAGCCUCGCAAUGGACGCCCUGCAUCUUCAGAUAGUCAGACGGCUCCGAGUAACCAUGACCGGAUACAAAGGCUGAGGCACGAGUUCCAGCAGGCGAAGCAGGACGAUGACAUCCAUCCGCAGUCCUACGGCCUCCAUCCGUCUCGGUCUAGUAACGGGAUGGAGAUGCAAAGUGGGCGCCAUUCGGUAACCAUGGAGUCUCAAGUCCAAAAGCAGCACCAGGAGGACGGGGGCAGUUUCCGCCAAGCCCAGAGACAGUCCAAUUCUCUGCCACGGCCACGUAAGAAUCCAAGCAACGUGUCCCAAGACGUGUGGGACAAGGCCCACGCACCGACAGAUGGCUCUCAGGGUGCCAAGGACAACCCACGUCACUCCGCCAGCCACGGAUCACAUAACGGCUACCUGGGAGCUUCCAACUUUAACACCCGCGUCCUCUUGGAGACUCAGGAGUUGCUGAGGCUGGAGCAAAGACGCAGAGAGCAGGAGGCCAACAGUGCCUGUCUACCUCCUGAACAAGGUCCCUCUAGCACCAGUAGCAGAGAACACACUCAAGCCCCCACGCCCAAUCCGCCGAAAUCCAAAGGUCCCUACAGGCAGGACGUUCCCCCAUCACCAACUCAACUUGCCAGGCUCAGUCGCCUUCAUCAGGGCUCUGAGAAAGGGAGGCAGUUUUAUUCCUGAAACCAACAAGUCAGGGGGCAUACAGGAAAGAUAGGACUGAUUUUAUACAACAUUCAUAAAAAAAUUUUAAAAAAUUAUAUAAAGCGAGCAAGGAGUCCAAAUGCUGUGAUAUUAAGAAUUUUAUUUGAGUAUUGAUAUUUAACUUUUUUUUAAUGACAUAAGCCAAUCAUUUUAGCUGUAUGUAAAAUAAAGUUUCGUAAUAUUUUCUUAUCUAGAAUAUGUAUAGAUCCGAUAAGUGCCUUUUCCCCACGUGCAUUUUCCCCCUUUGGUACCAGCUUUGUGUUUUUGGACGUUGUGACAAGUGACAAUAAAAUGCUGGAUUUUUACAUAGCAACCGGAAUGUUUGCCAUUGUGGGGUGAUUGGCUCUUUAGAGGUUUUCUCUAGAGUGUUUGUGUGUCCUAAGGAAUCCGUGCUUUUUUUGCACUGUGCAUCAAUCCAACGUUGGAUUUCUUUCAUCUUACUUACUUUCUUGUUUUUCCUCUCUUUCACCAGACUUAAAAAAAGCGGGAAAAAAACAGCUUUAGAAGUAUAUUAUUCCAACUGUGUCUGUCCUACCCGGGGACUCCAGCUUUAUAAAUUGGGUCAGGUCAGGGUUAUUAAUUAAUGUACCUCAUUAAAAAUGAAUGCAUCCCU
Molecule: messenger RNA, 5317 nt
Organism: Hippocampus zosterae (dwarf seahorse)
Lineage: Eukaryota; Metazoa; Chordata; Actinopteri; Syngnathiformes; Syngnathidae
Product: partitioning defective 3 homolog
Exons: 24
Coding region: 475-4683 (1402 amino acids)
Biological process (GO): cell adhesion; establishment of cell polarity; intracellular protein localization
Cellular component (GO): cell cortex; apical junction complex; apical plasma membrane
Molecular function (GO): protein binding; phosphatidylinositol binding
Source: RefSeq, a predicted model, not a curated record